Molecule: messenger RNA, 1164 nt
Organism: Myxocyprinus asiaticus (Chinese sucker)
Lineage: Eukaryota; Metazoa; Chordata; Actinopteri; Cypriniformes; Catostomidae
Gene: spata17
Product: spermatogenesis associated 17
Biological process (GO): mitotic cell cycle; spindle organization; establishment of meiotic spindle localization
Cellular component (GO): spindle pole
Molecular function (GO): protein binding
Source: RefSeq, a predicted model, not a curated record
AUGGUGAGACUGGUAUAACUCUUCAGUCAGCUUGCCAGCAUCAAAGAGAAGUAUUUCCUCAGAAAUAGGAUUGCUGAAGAAAACAGACAGAGAGAGAAUCAGGAUGCAGUCCAAAUUUAGAGCUGGUUUAGAGGAUGCCCAGUAAGAGCAUACAUCAGACAUCUGCAUAAGAAUACAACACUGAUACAGAAAAUAUGGCACGGUUUCACUGCACGAGAGCUGUUCAGACAAAGGGUAAAGACAGCAUAUUUUAUCAUGAAGAUGAAUUUCUACAAUAAGAUGGCUGUCAAGAUACAGCAGAGAUGGCAGAGCUAUUAUGUUAGGAAGUACAUACACAAUUAUUAUGCACGCAAGAGAUAUUUGGAAGGAUUGGCGAGGAAGAAUUAACUAAUCAGGAAAAAUCUGGUGGAAUUUGCAGUGCUCCAGAGAAAAGAGCAAGAAUGGAUUGCACUAGAGAAAGAGGAACAGGAGAAAAACAUCCAGGUUCAAAGACUCCACUUCCUCCUGAGUACUAUACAAUGUCCAGACGUUUUCAACUCGCCGUUCAGGGCAGAACCAGAUGUGAUGGAGCUCAGACUGUGGAGAGUGAAAUCGCAAUCGGCUCCUAAAGAGAGGAAGAUCCCUAAAAUGACUGAUUUCUCCAACCUGAGACCAAACAGAGAACGUUUACCACCCAGACACAAAAAGCCACAGGGGCCCUUUCGCCCAGCUCUGGAGGUGCUGCAGCAGAGGCACCGGCCCCUGGAGCCAAGCCUGCGCGUGGCCACAUCCAUCAUUGCCCUGGAAGAGGCCAGAGAGGAGCUCAAACAGCAGGAGUGGAGGACUCGCGUCAUCGACCAGACAUAAGUUACACACACAUGCUCUAUGUGCAUGCUUGUACACAUCUAUAGAAGCUGCACAUGUAGUAUUGAUUUUAGACUGAAUACAGUCAAUGAAGAUACAGUUUACUGUAGCGUUAAUCAGUAUGUAACUUCAAAUCUACCUGUAAAUCUACCUCAGAAUAUCUAAGAUAUAUUUAAAUUUUAAUAUUAACAAGUGAUAGAUUGAUAUAUCAGUCUAGCCAAUUAAUUGGAUGAUAUUUGGCAAUUUUGAGAUUGUCGGCCAAUGAUUCUGCCUGCUUUGCUGAUUAACAAUACUAGUUUCUCUUUGUGUUACUAGAUUCAG